CAUACUUCCGGUUACCGAUAAUGAAAAUGGGAAAAUAUGUUCGCUUUUGAUCAGAGUUCUUUUUAUAUGGAUGUUGUUUGCUACGAUGCCUGGUGGACGUCGGAUACUAUCCAGGAUACAGUCUUCUUCUUUUUCCAAUAACACACACAAAACUGGGAACGGAAGUAGUAUUGAAGAGAGAGAUACCAAUAUGAUCCCCUUAGCAUCCAUGGUGGUGUUGCCUAAGCACUCACAUCUACCAGAGAUCCCAGGAGACAGCAACAUGUCGUUUGAGGCCAUGCUUUACAUGUUUGGGGUGAUUGUCAUGGGACUUCAGUACAUUAACCUGUACAAGACAGUAUGGUGGCUCCCUCACAGCCAUGCAAAUUAUGCCCUUAACUUCUAUCUGAUUGACCCUUACUUGGUGCUGUUUUUGUGUGCUCUGAUGAGUAGGAGACUAGUUUGGUGUUUUGUUCAAGAGGUUUUUGGACCGAAAUCCAGUAAAAGUGUUUUAUUUUGGUUGGUGCAGCUACUGAAAAUCCUACUGAUGUUCUUUGUGACUGUUUUUCUAAUAUAUACAGCAUAUAACGUCAUAGUGAAGCAUUCACUUUUCUAUUGUCUUUUUCUUUGUUGUCCAAUUGUAACUUAUGUGUUGUUGUUUGGACCCUCCAUUAAACCAUUGUAUCAUAAGUCUCUGGUAUGGCCAGUACCUGUUCAGGACAAAAAUAGUUUGACCAAAUACAAGGGUCGGGACUCCCUGGAGACAGAGGCCAUACUAACGCAUAGCUGUGUCCUUACACCAGAUGUCAUCAGGUCUGAGGUGGAUACCUUCAAAAACGACUUCAAUGGCCGCAUUAAACAAGUUCUAUUCAACUCUUUAUUAACAGCGUACUACAUGACAUUUGUGCCCCUCUGUUUUGCCCAGCAUGUCCAAAACCAUUGUGACACCUGCUGGAAUACACUAUAUUACGACACGUGGUGGGUAGGACAACAUGUCUGUAUGACAUGGCUCAGCGUCUUCCUCAUGUUGAUUGUACACUUCCUUCCCCCAAAGUACCUUGACCUCCUCCACAAGUCUGCACUACACCUAGGACGCUGGCAAAAGGUCGAAGGCAGACAUGCGCAUGUGCCUUACAAUGCGUGGUCCGAGCUGACCGUUUGGCCUCAAGGUGCUCUUGUAAAACACGUGCGCGGCUUAUUUAAGGCUGAGGGAAUAAACGUAACAGCAGAACCAGGAAAUACAAUGCAUGGUAGAUUUUAUUUUUUAUUCCACCAGCCGAUGCGUGUAGUGAACUGGUUAUUAGUCCUUACCUGGCUCCUUGUUGGAUACCAGUUCUUCUGUCUCAUACAGAGCACUGAGUGGAACCACAUAGUCUCCAUAGCUCUUGUUCUUUUCUGCAAUUAUUACACCUUAUUCAAACUUCUGCGGGACAGAAUCAUACUAUCUAAAACGUAUCGUGAGGAGAAUAGCUCGGAACAAUUUUAACAUGGAUGGUGAAUAUAUGUUGACAGUUGUUACCGAUUCAGGAAUCUUUACCGCCACAUGUGGUUCGAGAUCAUCUGGCCAGUGAUUCGUGUUGACUGCUUAUCACCAAAACGCUAUUUGUGCUUUAAUUGUGAUUGAGUAUAUUUAUAUUGAAAAGUUUUUUUUAAAAGAACAGUUCGAAAUAAAAGUUUAUUAAUCAAACAAAAAGAAAAAAAAGAUACGUGCCAUUAAGGUAACUUAUUAAGAGGUAAGCUUCUUCUGGACGAUCUAAAACACUUUCGUUUAUGCGUAACUUGAUAUCUGACCACUUUUUUUUGCUUAUAACUAAGGUUUUGAAAAUAUAUUUUUUUACUUCAGCCACAUUGUAAUUAUUUUGUUUUAAAAGACGUGUCAAAUAAUGAUGUUAUCAUAGUCGUCAUCUCUCUUUAUUUACAUGAGUAUGGUACAAAAAGUCUAAGAUAAUUCAAAUACGUUACCAGAUUUCCAGUUCAAUGUGAAAUGUGAACGUUUUGCGCAUUCAGUCGAACACUAAAUCAAAACUAUUCUAUGGGAACUGUUUAUAUUAUCAAAGAUCGUUCUUCCAACAUAUUUUUAAUUUCCUGUUACAGUUAUCAGUCGUUUGCUGCAUUUCAAAUCAAAAGAAAUGUUUUGUCUCACCAUGGUGUCAAUUUUCUGGCGGCGUCUCACUUUAAAGU
Pecten maximus is the source of this 2160-nucleotide messenger RNA. Its product is annotated as transmembrane protein 39A-like. The record is from RefSeq and is a predicted model, not a curated record. Gene Ontology annotation, cellular component: membrane. Bases 71 to 1465 code for a protein of 464 amino acids. Lineage: Eukaryota; Metazoa; Mollusca; Bivalvia; Pectinida; Pectinidae. The transcript has 9 exons.